AUGGCUGUUAGUGGUUCGCUGCCCGCUACCGGUACAAGCUACCGCGCACUUUUGAAUAAUCGUCCUUUCUGCACAAGUCCGCAUCAACAUCUCUCGCAAAUCCCCAUUGAUCUGCGAGACUCGACUACUACAAUGAAACCGCACGAAAGCAUUGGUUUCGUAUCCGGUACCAUGCUGCAACAAGAAGAUGAAGGUCCAACAGCAGCGCCUAACUCUGAAGAUCCGACUGAUCGCGGCUUGCAACGGUUACUCGAUUUGCCGACUGAGCUGCGCUGUUACAUCCUGGAGGUUCUCAUCAAGGAUAAACACUUCGAAACCCACUAG
Messenger RNA from Alternaria rosae, 324 nucleotides. RefSeq lists its product as uncharacterized. The coding region runs from base 1 to 324 and encodes 107 amino acids. Lineage: Eukaryota; Fungi; Ascomycota; Dothideomycetes; Pleosporales; Pleosporaceae. The record is from RefSeq and is a predicted model, not a curated record. The transcript has a single exon.